Molecule: messenger RNA, 426 nt
Organism: Melitaea cinxia (Glanville fritillary)
Lineage: Eukaryota; Metazoa; Arthropoda; Insecta; Lepidoptera; Nymphalidae
Exons: 2
Coding region: 1-426 (141 amino acids)
Source: RefSeq, a predicted model, not a curated record
AUGGAAGAAUUGAGAGAAAAAAAAGGUAUCAAUGAAAUUUCUCGAACAUACGGAAUAUCCUCUCGAACCUUAAGAAGACGCUACGAAACAAGUAACCAGCAACUACUAACUCAAGGAAAAUAUCCUGUUGUUGGCUUCCAAAAUGAAAAAAGACUGGUAGCUCAUAUAUUGAAGCUCGGAGACGCCGGUUUUCCUCCUGACAGAAUUGUGAUUCGUCAAUUAGCUUAUCAGUUUGCCGAAAAGUUGAAAUUAAAGCACAGCUUUAACAAUGAGAAUAAAAUGGCUGGACCGCAAUGGCUAAAAAGCUUUCUUGAAAGAAAUCCUGAAAUAGCUUUGGGACAAGCUGAGGGCUUAUCAAUUGAAAGAGCGAAGGGUCUCAACAGAACAGAAGUUGCAAAUUUUUUCAAACUCUUAAUAACUACUUAA